This is a messenger RNA of Lepisosteus oculatus (spotted gar), 2720 nucleotides long. RefSeq names its product vitrin (gene vit). Lineage: Eukaryota; Metazoa; Chordata; Actinopteri; Semionotiformes; Lepisosteidae. Gene Ontology annotation, biological process: extracellular matrix organization; positive regulation of cell-substrate adhesion. The record is from RefSeq and is a predicted model, not a curated record.
GGGAGCAGUGCACUGAGAGAGUUACAGAAGUGACAUUACCCUCCUCUGAAAUCUAGACAGUCUUCUGGCCUGGCAGAAGUUAUCCACUGUCUCAGGAGUACUGCUGUGUGUGCUUGGAGCUUGCACGCAACUGGGUUCGAAUCUUGGCAGGGACCACAGUGACCUGUUCUCGUCACUGACUCACUCCUGGAUCAGUAUUGAAGCCUGACAUCAUGAGCACAUCUACUCUCACAACGCUUUGUGUCGCUUUGUUGCUCGCCAGUGGCAAUGGAGCAAAGCAAAAUGGGCAAAAAAACAAAAAGCCCAAACAAAUUGUUCCUCAGAUAGACUGUGAUGUCCGAGCAGGGAAAAUCAGUAUUCCAGAAUUCAUUGCCAAGUGCCCUGCUAAUUGCCGGGAGACCAAGCACCCUGUGUAUGGAGCAGACAUCUAUGCCUCCAUCUCCAGUGUCUGUAAUGCAGCUAUUCACAGCGGGGUCAUAACUAAUUCCGGAGGGAAGGUGAUCGUGAGGAAGGUGGCGGGGCAGUCGGUGUACAGAGGAAGCUUCUCCAAUGGCGUCCGAUCUCUGUCUCUUCCCAAGUGGCGAGAGUCCUUCAUCGUAUCAGUGGGUAAGCCAAAGAAAGGUGUGAUCUAUCCCUCCAUCUUGGAGUUCCUACCUUCAAGAUCUACUUCUGUUAAAACAGAACCCAAAAAAUCAGAACAAGACACUAAAAACACAAAGAAUUCUGGAAGUUCAUCGGAGAAAACCUCAGAUCAAGGCCACAAGGAGGCCAAGGCUUCCACAACAGCCAUGACUCCAACCACGACGGUGACGGAGCCCACCACUACCCCAGCACCCACCACCACCACCACCACCCCCAGACCCGCAACAACCAGCACCCAGCUCCCCACCACUACCCCCACCCAGAGCUCCAGCCCUGCCCCCAGCAGCCCUGCCAAACCCCGGGUAGCGCCUCACAAAGUCCGGGAAGCAGGGCAGGUACAGAAUUCUCAAGCAAAAGGGCCAACACAAGCAUUCAGAGGCACUUCCAGCUAUGCAAGUAGAAAUUCUCCUCGUAUCAGUCCAGGUUUUCGCCGGCAGGACCCAAUAAGUACCUAUAAAAGACAGUCUGGAGCCCCUGCUAAUCCAGCUUAUAACAGAGUUCAGCUUUCCGCUACAGAGAGAAACCAACAAGCUGUGCAGUCCCACCCCACUUUUACUAGAAGGGACUGGCACCACUCUUACCAAAGACCAACCUGGCAGAAUGGAUAUAGACGGCCAACAGAUAUUAGUUAUGCGGCCCCUGACUCUGGUUAUACAUGGACUGAAUCGGAAGGUUAUGACACACCAGCUCAGAGCCCCAGACCUGCUACCUCUGAAUUUGAUCGCUGGUUUCUUGGACAGUACGGCACCAGAUUUGGAGAACAAGACACAAAUCGUAAAAUCAUCCCAGAGACAACUCACUCACAAGGUACAGUUGAGCCCUUUGAUGCCUGGAAACCUGAAGUAAACCCUUUCAACACAGGCAUUGGUGCACAAGAACAGGAACUGAUCCCCAGAGUGACAGAAACAGUUUCUCAGGGAGAUCCAAAUUGCAAAGUGGAUAUUGCUUUCCUAAUGGAUGGGAGCUGGAGCAUAGGGAAGCGUCGUUUUAAAAUCCAGAAGGAUUUCCUGGCCGAAGUGUCUCAGGUUCUCAACAUUGGAAUUGCAGGUCCUAUGAUGGGAAUCAUCCAAUAUGGGGAUGACCCAAUGACUGAAUUUAGCCUCAAGACUUACUCCAGUUCCAGAGACGUGAAGCCAGCAAUAGAAAAGAUAGUCCAGAAGGGGGGGCUCUCCAAUGUGGGCAAGGCCUUAACCUACAUCAACAAGCACUUCUUCAGCGACUCCAGUGGGAACCGCGGAGGGGCGCCUAACGUUGCUGUGGUGCUGGUGGAUGGCUGGCCCACGGACAAAGUUGAGGAGGCCUCGCGUCUGGCCAGGGAGUCGGGAAUCAACAUCUUUUUCGUUACCAUCGAGGGACCUGACGAGAAUGAGAAGCAAAACGUGGUGGAGCCAAACUUUGUCGACAAGGCUGUGUGUCGGACGAGCGGCUUCUUCUCCCUCAGCAUUCCCAGCUGGUUCGGGCUGCGGAAGACCCUGCAGCCCCUGGUGAAGCGAGUCUGUGACACGGACAGGCUGGUCUGCAGCAAGACCUGCCUGAACGCCAAUGACAUCGCCUUCGUCAUCGACGGCUCCAGCAGCGUGGGCACCAGCAACUUCCGUACCGUGCUGCAGUUCGUGGCCAACAUCACCAAGGAGUUCGAGAUCUCGGACACGGACACGCGGGUGGGCGCCGUACAGUACACUUACGAGCAGCGGCUGGAGUUCGCCUUCGGCCAGUACGACAGCAAGCCCGAGCUCCUCAACGCCAUCAAGCGCAUCGACUACUGGAGCGGGGGCACCAGCACAGGCGCCGCCAUCACCUACGCCGCGGAACAGCUGUUCAGCAAGUCCAAGCCCAACAAGCGCAAGAUCAUGAUCGUCAUCACCGACGGGCGUUCCUACGACGACGUCCGCGCGCCGGCGCUGGCGGUUCACCGCACAGGUGUGAUUGCGUACUCUGUCGGCAUCGCCUGGGCAGCGCAAGAUGAGCUUCAGUACAUCGCCACCGACCCCGACAAAGACCACUCCUUCUUCGUCGAUGAGUUCGACAACCUCUACAAGUUUGUGCCCAAAAUCAUACAAAACAUCUGCCAGGAAUUC